CCGUGCUGAAAUGGCAGGGCGGAAGUAGCAAACAAGUGUCCCGGAAGAAAACUCUAAGCGGAAGUUUAAAAAAAAGGGGAGGGGGUUGUUCGUCAGUAUAUUGGUCCGAUUUUUCUGGUCCAAAUUAUUUCUUAUUUCGUCUCUUUCCAGCCCGCUACGUGUAGGGGUUGGUUCCCGGCCAGGCUAUGGCAAACCGGACAGUAAAAGACGCGCACAGCAUUCACGGUACCAACCCGCAAUACCUGGUAGAAAAGAUCAUCCGCACUCGCAUCUACGAGUCCAAGUACUGGAAGGAGGAAUGUUUCGGCCUUACUGCUGAACUGGUUGUGGAUAAAGCUAUGGAACUGAGAUUCAUCGGAGGAGUUUAUGGUGGAAAUAUCAAGCCUACACCAUUCCUGUGUUUGACUCUAAAGAUGCUACAGAUACAGCCUGAAAAAGACAUCAUUGUUGAAUUUAUAAAGAAUGAAGACUUUAAGUAUGUGAGAUUACUUGGUGCACUAUAUAUGAGACUGACUGGCACAGCCAUAGACUGCUACAAAUACCUUGAACCUCUGUACAAUGAUUAUCGAAAAAUAAAAAGCCAAAACAGAAAUGGGGAGUUUGAGCUAAUGCACGUGGAUGAGUUUAUUGAUCAACUACUCCAUGACGAGCGCAUGUGUGAUAUCAUUUUACCUAGACUACAGAAACGAUAUGUCUUAGAAGAGGCUGAACAAUUGGAACCUCGGAUUAGUGCUUUGGAAGAAGAUAUGGAUGAUGUGGAGUCUAGUGAGGAUGAAGAAGAGGAGGAUGAUAAGAUGGAGAGAGCUCCCUCACCCGAUCACAGGAGAAGAGGUUACAGGGAUCUAGACAAACCUCGUAGAUCUCCAACACUGCGGUACAGGAGAAGCCGAAGCAGAUCUCCUAGACGGCGAAGUCGAUCUCCAAAGCGAAGAAGUCCCUCGCCACGCCGGGAAAGGCAUCGCAGUAAGAGCCCAAGGCGGCACCGAAGCAGAUCUAGGGAAAGACGCCACAGAUCAAGAUCCAAGUCUCCAGGGCAUCAUCGUAGUCACAGACAUCGUAGUCAUUCCAAGUCCCCAGAAAGGUCUAAAAAAAGCCACAAGAAGAGUCGUCGUGGAAACGAAUGACCAAGAUAGUUCAAGAAUUUGAACCAUUACUUUUCUUGUAGAUAUGGAAUGGCAAAAUGGGUAGUAGCUGCUGUGGCAGCUAGUAAUUUUCUUAUAUUUACAGUGGCUUGGACAAUAUUUUUCCCCCAUCUUUAACUUGAUGAAGAAGUUAUUUCAGUGUAUAUUCUGUUCAUAUCUAUUUGUCCUACAAAGAAGGCAUUGUUAAGCUGGGAGGAAUGUGGUUUUAAGUUCUUUUGAAAGCCAGUCUUAACUGGCAAAAUGAAUUUUUAAAUUUAAGGGCAAGACCUGUUAUUAAAGUCUUGCCUGUUUACAGUUGUACAAUGUUUGGUCUGAUUUUUAUGCAACUCCUAAUCUUAGAAAAACUGUCAAAGAUGCCAGUAAUUCUGUAAGGAACUAUUAAGUGUGGUAUAGGCACACUAUAAUUUCUUAAGAGAAUCUUUUAAUAUACAACCUACAGUAUA
Hemicordylus capensis (graceful crag lizard) is the source of this 1585-nucleotide messenger RNA. RefSeq names its product pre-mRNA processing factor 38A (gene PRPF38A). The transcript is spliced from 10 exons. NCBI's taxonomy places the organism in Eukaryota, Metazoa, Chordata, Lepidosauria, Squamata, Cordylidae. The coding region runs from base 186 to 1124 and encodes 312 amino acids. The record is from RefSeq and is a predicted model, not a curated record. Gene Ontology annotation, cellular component: precatalytic spliceosome.